CGGAGGCGGCGGAGGGGCCCGGGACCCGCGGCGCAGCCGGCGGCGGCACUACCGGCAACAGCAGCAGCGGCAGAGCCCGGCAGCAGCCGUCCGCCACCGCAUGCCCGGGCGGGCGGAGGCGUCGCCGUCCAUGCGGGGCGGCGGGGCGUGAGGGGCGGCAUGAGCCAGAGCGAGGUGUCGGCGUGCGCGGCGCCGCCGCCCAGCCAGCGCGUCUUCCAGGAGGCGGUGCGGCGCGGCAACACCAAGGAGCUGCAGUCGCUGCUGCAGAACAUGACGAACUGCGAGUUCAACGUCAACUCCUUCGGGCCCGAGGGGCAGACGGCGCUGCACCAGUCCGUCAUCGACGGCAACCUGGAGCUGGUCAAGCUCCUGGUCAAGUUCGGCGCCGAUAUCCGCCUGGCCAACCGGGACGGCUGGAGCGCGCUGCACAUCGCUGCCUUCGGGGGCCAUCAGGACAUCGUCCUCUACCUGAUCACCAAGGCCAAAUACUCCGCCGGAGCCCGGUGAUGCUGGGGCCGCCGGCCCUACCCCGCUCCCUUGGCCGCCGAAGCUGCUACCGCCCCCGCGGGGUUCGUUCGGCGAGGAUUUGGGGGCCCCCCGCAGCACACGGCACCGGCCGCCUGCUCUCAGUUUGUUUUGGUUUGGUUUUCCUUCCAAGGGUUGUUCUCCUACUGUAACAUGGUUUUUUUUUCCUCCAUCUACCUCGGCUGCACUCACAGUAUUCACGGUUUCAGUUUGACAUCUGGGCAGAUGCUUUAAAGGCUCCCCUGUCCCUCCCGGCUAAUAUUUAAUCCCCCUCCCCACUCCACUCACUCCCCUCCCGCCCAUUUAAAGUAUUCUGGCUCAGAAACUAAUUCAUUUCAACGCUCCCAUCCCCCCAUCCCCUGCCGUUACCGAAUGGUGCUGGUGUCCCCGGGAGGGCCCGGAGCCAAGAGCGGGACACCCCGGGACGGGCUGGGAGCCCCCGGCCGCCUUCCUCCUCCUGCCAGCUUCUCCCAGGGCUCGCCCAUCGCCGGGUGUUUUUCCGAGGUGACCCCAUUGGAAUAUGCCAGACGCGGCUUCCUCACCCCCGUGGCUCCUUUCUUGUUUUAUUUUGCGUUGGGUUUCCUGCUUUGGUUCUUUUUUUGUUCGUGGUUUGUUUUUUUU
Molecule: messenger RNA, 1146 nt
Organism: Dryobates pubescens (Downy woodpecker)
Lineage: Eukaryota; Metazoa; Chordata; Aves; Piciformes; Picidae
Gene: NRARP
Product: NOTCH regulated ankyrin repeat protein
Exons: 1
Coding region: 160-507 (115 amino acids)
Cellular component (GO): cytoplasm
Molecular function (GO): protein binding; phosphatase regulator activity; enzyme inhibitor activity
Source: RefSeq, a predicted model, not a curated record